Molecule: messenger RNA, 1033 nt
Organism: Desarmillaria tabescens
Lineage: Eukaryota; Fungi; Basidiomycota; Agaricomycetes; Agaricales; Physalacriaceae
Exons: 6
Source: RefSeq, a predicted model, not a curated record
CUGCGACUUGGCUGUCGCCAUUUUACACCCUUUCAUCGUUCUCUACUGCACCCUCCAGCACGGUGGCGGACACUGUCAACAGCGGCGGAGGAACAGCAUGUAUACCACGGGCCUCUGAGCAAUACCUUCAGGCGGCUCAAGCUCUUCUCUUGGACAACUCUAGGGCUCACCUCAACUAUUUCACCCUUAUGUUCGUCAUUCGAGUCCAAUCUACCGGCGAGUGCUCGACUUUCAUUGGCUACAAUCGCGGUCACGACAUCAGCAGCGAGCACGGCAAUUCGUCGGAUGGGUCACCCACCCGGAGGUGUACCCGAAAUUGAGAUGACCACCUAUUCUCUUACUCUGAAACCACGAAUAACCCGGGUCUACGAUCCCGAUUUUAUUAUCGAUACGUCCCGACCGUUCGCCAAGUGGGAGCUUGCCAAAUCCGUUGCUUUACCUGUCGAACGGAGGCCUACAAUCCCCCCGAAACUAUGGAUUCGAAACGGUGAAGUGAUUGGUAGCUGGGUGGUUCGUUGGGCGAGAAAUGGUGAAGGCACUUGUCGACCCAUUGGCAGUGUAGUGAGAUAUUUUAAUGUUCACCUUGAACUUUUAAGAUGAUAUUAUUCUUUGAACCUCGUCUUCAACCUUGCAAUCAGGUAUAAGGGUUUAGUCCGCUCUUCCGUUCGACCAUUUGGGUAUUCUUAUAUCUCAGUUCCAUUUAUAAUGAAACCUAACACUCACAAGUUCUAUGAACGAAACAAUGCCGAACCAUCGCACGUUCAACACAAUGACGCUGUAGCCCUACUGCUUUCAAGCUUGACACCCUUUUCCCAAGCCUUGCAGACCUCCUAGCAGUGCUUUAUGACACUCAAAGUGGCCUAUUCUAACAGACGUUCCUAUAUCUAAUCUUCUGGAGUUCUAUACGAAUCAUUACUUCUUGACUCUUCGAAGAGAGACCGGUGAAUUCAUUCCGGUAGCAUUAGGACUAACCGGCCCUUGUAGGAACCCCAUCAUGUGUCUUCCCUCCUGGUUAUUGACCCUCAUCCAUUCA